Molecule: messenger RNA, 4593 nt
Organism: Zychaea mexicana
Lineage: Eukaryota; Fungi; Mucoromycota; Mucoromycetes; Mucorales; Lichtheimiaceae
Exons: 15
Coding region: 1-4242 (1413 amino acids)
Biological process (GO): mRNA export from nucleus
Cellular component (GO): nuclear pore
Molecular function (GO): structural constituent of nuclear pore
Source: RefSeq, a predicted model, not a curated record
AUGUCCACGUUAACCGCUGCUUUGGCGCUUGACGAAGGCUUGAACUACGAUGCGUUGACGGUCAAGUACAACGAUUUACAACGGCUACACGAGAAUUCUGAACACAACCAAGAGACUUUACGCAAUGAGUUGCAGCGGAUCCGAUUCGAAUUACAAGCUGCUCAGGCGCGAGCAUCCGAACUUGAAGUGCAAAAACAAAACGUUACGCUUCAACAUGACAAAAGCAGCUCAAACGAACGCAAGCUGAGCGAAUUACUUGCAAAUUUAACUUCGAGUUUUACUUUGGUUAAAGAAAGCAAUAAAGAGCUUGUUCAAAAAAACAGCGAGUUGAAAAAGCAAUACACCACGCUCAAGUUUGAAAAAAACGAUGUUGAUGCCACGAAUCAAAAGAAUCGGUCGCGACUGGACUAUCUUGAGAGGCGGGUCGAUACCCUCGUUUCUGAAAAAACCAAAGCCCAACAGGAAUUAAGAGAAACCCAAAAAAGCCUUCGCGAUGUCUGGACUUCAAGGAGAGAUGAAACGCGAGCGUAUGAAGCGGAACGCUUCGAACUGGAACGCGCUCAUGUUGCAUUGCAAAGCGCUAAUCAGGAACUGCGACUCGAGCUGCUUCAGUCUCAAAACAAAUCGGAAUCAGCAGCUGCUCAAGUAGAGUCACUUACACAGAAAUAUGCAGCACUCACAGAGAACCAUGCGCACAUCAGGAACGAUCAUCGGCUCUUGGUCGAUAUAUACGAACAAAGACUGAGCGAAUCCAAGGCCGAGCAUGAACGAAUGCGGUCUACCAUCGAAGCAAAUCGGGAGGCGCACCUAGAGGUCGAGCAGCGAUUACAGACAGAAAACGAUCAACUGCAAAGUCGACUGGAUGCACUGGAAUUUAGUGGCCCCGACAGCAGUAGCAUUGACAUUAGCCAAUACAACAAGGAUCAAAAAGAUUUGAUUGCUCAACGGGAUAGCUAUGAAGCCCUGUGUACCAGAUUGCGGGCAGAUUGGACAGCGAAGGAUACACAAUACAGUCAACUCGCACAAGAAAAUCAGGAGCUGCGCUCCAAUGUCGAUGCUUUGUCCCGCGAAAUACCCACCGGCCAAGAGUUUACGCAACUGAAAGAAGAGGCUGCAAAUCUGCGGGCAGAGAACGACAAGCUUAGCACACAGCUCGGAAACACGACAUACCAGCUGCAGUACUUAUUACGCGAAGUCCAGAGCAGCGAGAUUCUUGCUCCUUUUGUGGAUCAAUCCGUAGAUCUCGACUCGCUUUCCGAUAUCUCGCCGAAUGCACCCCAUGAACAACUUGUCUUCAAGAAUGUCGGAGAACUCAUCAAGAAAAACCAAAGCUUACAAUGUGAACUUGAACUGAGCAACCAGCAUAUCCGAAACAAGACGGACCAAAUCAACAGAUCUAACAAGCAAUUGCAAGAUAUGCAACGCAAUUACAGUGAAAAGAUCAGUACUGCUGAGGCGGAAAUCAGUGAUCUUCAAAGUACAUCCAGCUCUUUACGAACAAGUCUCUCUGAGGCUACAGAAAAAAUACGCUUAAGCGAAAAGGCACUACAGGAGAACAUCAAGCGUACAUCACCGUUUAUCAACACAGAACUACUACAAAAGGUUAAACAGUAUCAGCAACGUAUUGAGCAACUCGAAUCGAGCAAGGACGAAUUCUACCAAGGGAUGCAACAGGACUUGGCACGCCUUCGAUGUGAAUUUGAAAGUGCAGUCACCAACGCAGCAAAUGCAAACGAGGAGCGGAAGAAAAUCGAGACCGAGCUGUCGCACGUCAAAACAGAACAUGCACGACUUGUUCAAGCUCUCAAGUUACAUUCGAACCGUGAGGAAGAGCUAGGCGCUACGAACAAGGAACUUGUGGAACGCUUGGAGGCACGCGAUGCUAUGCUUGAACAAAAGCGCACAGAGCUUAUCAAUGUUCAAAAUACUGCUGAAACCUUACAGCGAGAACAACAAAUGAUCCAGAAUGAGCUCCAAUUCAGCAACGAAAAAGUGCAACAGUUGAUUGAAGUGAAUAAGAAGCUUGAACAGGAUCAUCAGCAAGUCAAUGCAAUGCUACAAGAAGUAACUGCGGCCGGUAUCGGUGGUGAAGCCAGCAGCAGCGAGAAGAUCAACGAGAUCCUCAGCAGCCGGCUCAAAGUGAGAGAAAAGGAGCUGCGACUGUUGCGCGACAAGGUCGAUACCACACAAAAGGAGCUACAAGACUACACGCAGCGCGAGCAAGAACACUGGAAGCCUAUGGUUGCUGAUCUCAAAAAAGAACUUAACCACGUACGAGCCGAGCGCAUACAACUUGAGAAGGACGUGUCAACAGCCAAUGAGCAGCGUCUUGUACUCGAAAACAAACUGACAGCCACGGAACGUGAGCUUAGGGAAGCAAAUAUGACCAUGGGCGAUGGUGAUCCCGAGAAUUUCCGUAUGAAGCUAUCCGCAGCGCACGACGAGAUCAAUGAACUCAACAAGCAAGUGACGCUCUACAAGGGACGCCUGGAUGUCAUCAACCAGCAAGCAACAGCACUACAACAAGAGCAUGAUGAUUAUGUCAAUGAGGCCCGUGGCAAGUUGACAAAGGUGCAUACAGCUUUGCAAGAACGCAACGUUCGCAUUAAGGAGAUGGAAACUGCCGUCGAGGAGAAUGAUACCCUCAAGAAAGAAAAAUCGGAUUUGGAAGAGCAACUCCAAAGUGAAAAGAACCGUACGCAGCAGCUUGAAGAGGAACAAAAGACACGGGAGCAAGAGAUCGAGCAGCUCCACGACAAGUUGUCUGCGAACACACAGCGCAUCAGCGAGAUGGAAACCAAACUGUAUUCCGCGAACGAGACACGCACGCAGACUACCUGCACCAUCCAGGAGUUACGCUCCGAACGAUCGGCUCUUGCUGCCAAGUUGGCCAAGAGUGAAGCUGAGCUGUAUAGCAUAACGACAGAACUCAAGGCUGCACAACUUACAGCAAUUACGGCAAAGGAGGAGUCUCAAACGGAAGAAAACGCAUUGCGUGCUCAGCUUGAGGAAGUACGAACGCAACUUGCCAGUCUGUCCAAGACACAUGGUGAACUUCUUAACACAGUUGCCGAGACACAAAAAUCAACCUUAUCACCAGCCGAACAUGCCAAACUCAUUGCGGAUCUAUCUGAUCGUACUGUGGUGACGUUGCGCGAGGUGAACGCUUCUCUUCGACACGAGAACGAUAUCCUGCAUAGUCAGUUUAACGAAGCUCGUGAAGAAAGUGAUCGGGCAAUGCUGCAUUUGGAACUUGUGCGCAAGCAGCUGGAAUCCACGAGAACAGAGCUCGAGAAAAUACGCUCCGAGAAUCUGCGCAUGGGAGAAGAAUACUCGCGUUCUAGUACGGAUGCUAAACACCAAGCAGCGACCUACAAAGAAAGCAAUGAGCGUUUGCAACAAAAGGUUGCAGAAUUUGAAAAGGUGGUGGCAACACUUCGUGAGGACUUGGCACAAAAGGACACAGCAGUAGGACCUCUGCAAGCACGAGUUCGAGAGCUUGAAUCCAAGGCCAAGAAUUAUGAAGAUACAAUGAAGGUGGUAGAAGAAACACGGAAGCAAUGGAGCACAUGGACAAAUCAAGUGUUAUCAAAGAGCAACCGCAUCGAUCCUACUGAACACCAGCGUUUCAAAGACGAAUGUGAAGCUCUUAAAAAGCAGGUGCAGGCAUCUGACGCAACUAAAGCCGAGCUUGAUCAGAAAUUAAAGAGCCUCAAUCAUGAAUUGGAAACUACGAAACAAAAUGUUACCAAAAUGCAAAAUAUCGCUGCAACUCUUAAGCGACGAUGGACCGAAGCGGAAAACAAGCUGAAAGGUCAAACUGCAUCCCAUGAUUCAUCUAACCGUGAAAAGGAACUACAAAAACUAGUCGAAGAAAAAGAAAGUCAACUGCGACAAAAGGCCAAUGCUCAUGAAGCACUCCAAAGAAAACACAAGGAUCUUCUCGCCAAGACUCGAUCCAUAAUUUCUGACAAGGCCACACUUGCAGAAGAAAGCAAAAAAUCACAAGAGGAACUUGAAAAACUGCGAAAGGAUUUACAAAAGACAACUGAGGACUUGUCAAUAUCAACAGAAGAACUGAAGAAGUGUACCGAGGAGAAGCGAAACCUGGAGAUGGAGAACUCUCGUGCGAAGGUCAAACAAUCCGUUGACGCAAAUAAGAUUGCCAAAUUGACUAAGCAACUGGAAACGCUGGAUCGAUCUCAGGAGGCAGAGGGAAGUGCUGAAGAAGGAGAGCUGUAAUUCAGAUUUACACAUACACAAACUUGUACAUAUUGCAUAAUGAAGAAGAGAAAAGCAUAGGAUUAGUAUGUAUAGCAAACUGCUAUUAUGGAAAGCGGAGAACAUUUUGUAUGGUGAACUGGUAUAGUUCAAGCUUUAGAUGGAAGCAAGAACAACACCUUCUGAUUUGCUUGUAUGACAAGACAUGCCUUACCCGACAUUUAUAAACGGAGUAGUGUAUGAUGACGCACUGUGCCAGCUGGCUACGCAUUAGUAGGAAUGAUCGUUUCCUUCAUGAUAAUGCAUCCCAACGAACGGAUAUUGCACACCCGUUUGAUGAGUGUAACAGCUGGAAGUAAUGAUGUUCUUUUA